Messenger RNA from Lotus japonicus, 1249 nucleotides. Its product is annotated as probable protein phosphatase 2C 26. The record is from RefSeq and is a predicted model, not a curated record. The transcript has 11 exons. NCBI's taxonomy places the organism in Eukaryota, Viridiplantae, Streptophyta, Magnoliopsida, Fabales, Fabaceae. The coding region runs from base 70 to 996 and encodes 308 amino acids.
UGAUAAAACAUUGAUUUUGAUGUGAGUGUGUGGAGUUGAGAGAGGGUGGAGUUGUUGAAGCGGGAAGGAAUGGCAAUUCCCAUCAUGAGAGCUUCCAUGGUUUAUCAUUCUCAGUCUCAACCACUGUUUCAUUCCAUGUUUGCUAUUGAUGAAACUGCUAUGAAGAGGAAGAGAGUGAUACUCUCAUCAUCUUCAUCUUCUUCAGAACUUAACCCUGUUAUUCGGUCAGAGGUAUCAUUUUCUGUUGGGACUUGCCUAAUUCCACAUCCAAAAAAGGUUGACAGAGGUGGGGAAGAUGCUUUCUUUGUGAGCAACUAUAAUGGGGGAGUUAUUGGUGUUGCUGAUGGUGUUUCUGGUUGGGCCGAAGAGGAUGUGGAUCCUUCUUUGUUCCCACGUGAACUGCUGGCUAAUGCUUCCAAUUUUGUUGAAGAUGAGGAGGUUAACUAUGACCCUCAGAUUCUUAUAAGGAAAUCACAUGCUGCUACUUCCUCAACAGGCUCAGCUACUGUCAUCAUUGCUAUGCUGGAGAAGAAUGGGGUUCUGAAGAUUGCUAGUGUUGGGGAUUGUGGAUUAAGAAUUAUCCGUGAUGGUCGUGUAGUUUUUUCCACUUCUCCCCAAGAACAUUACUUUGAUUGUCCAUUCCAACUGAGCUCUGAAAGGGUUGGCCAAACAUACCUUGAUGCAGCGGUGUGCAAUGUGGAGUUGAUAGAAGGAGACACAAUUGUCAUGGGGUCCGAUGGACUUUUCGAUAAUGUUUUUGACCAUGAAAUUCUCCAAACCAUUUCUAGAUACAAAGAUGUUGCUGAGGCUGCAAAGGAAUUAGCUAACUUGGCAAGCAGUCAUGCAACGGAUUCAAAUUUCGAUUCCCCCUAUUCAUUGGAGGCCAGGUCCAAGGGUUUUGAAGCCCCCUUAUGGAAGAAAAUUCUUGGAAUGAAGCUUACAGGUGGAAAGCUUGACGAUAUCACUGUAAUUGUCAGUCAAGUUGUAAGUUCUUGAGAUUUGCUAAUAUUAAGGAUUUGAUUCUACUGAAGAAAACAAGGUCCCGAUUGCUAAGGUCACCAGUACAGCAUUUGCCUUCAGUAUACUGUGGCUACUAAAUUUCGGUGAUGCUCUGAGAAAUAUGGAUUUAUCCAUGGAAAUACUCCUGCAUUGCCAUGAAUCCUGUUGUACUUCAUGCAUUGAUGUCUGAGAUAUUCAUUGAAAAUUAGUUUUAUCAAAUGUUAUACCUAAUAUAAGAAUUGUCUUUUGA